Quercus lobata is the source of this 809-nucleotide messenger RNA. RefSeq names its product 14 kDa proline-rich protein DC2.15-like. The transcript has a single exon. Bases 69 to 548 code for a protein of 159 amino acids. Lineage: Eukaryota; Viridiplantae; Streptophyta; Magnoliopsida; Fagales; Fagaceae. The record is from RefSeq and is a predicted model, not a curated record.
CUUCAUCAAUUUCAUCAUUCACAUUUCCUCUAUACACCUUCCCUUGUUGGUGUACGUCUUUGUGAAAUAUGGCUUCUAAGGCUCUAGCUUCCGCUGCCCUCCUCCUCUCCCUCAACCUCCUUUUCUUCACCAUGGUCAGCUCUAAUUGUGUCCCUUGCUCAUCACCCCCAUCAAAGGGUCAUAAACACCAACCCCCCCACAAGAACCCACCAUCAACUAAGCCCACUCCGCCCAAGAAUCCACCAUCAACUAAGCCCACUCCCCCCAAGAAUCCACCAUCAACUAAGCCCACUUGUCCCAAGGACGCCCUUAAGUUGGGUGUGUGUGCUGGCUUGUUGAAUGACUUGAUACACCUUGUUGUUGGUACUCCUCCUAACACCCCUUGCUGCAGCCUCAUUGGGGGUCUUGUUGAUCUUGAAGCCGCUGUUUGCCUUUGCACUGCCAUCAAAGCUAAUGUCCUGGGGAUCAACCUAAACGUUCCUUUGUCAUUGAGCUUGCUGCUAAACUUCUGUGGAAAGAAGGUCCCCUCUGGCUUCCAGUGCGCAUAAACUUACACUAGAUCUUACCAUCGUCCUAUCCUAUAGCUGUUUUCCUAUUUCACUUUUCCGCUGGUGUGUUUGGAAAUUUGCUUGUUUAUUGGCGCACGCUAUAAACAUUUAUCAAUAAUUUCCUUUUGGUGUUUUCGUUGUUUUGAUCGAUGGAAUAAGGUCCCUCACCUUCUUCUGCUUUAGUAGAAAUUGGGGCAAUAAAGCUUUAAAAUAAACUCAGAUAUUGUUUCAAAAUGAAAUGAAUUUUUGUUCAUUGUGUUA